AUCUCCAUGACAUGUCUGAAUCUCGGCGUGGAACGCAUGAGCAAGAUCGAAAACGUCUAUCUUGUCGGUGUUAUACCUGGACCAAAGGAACCAUCCUUGACUGAACUUAACAACUAUAUACGCCCUCUCAUCAACGUCUUCCUGCUGUCCUGGAUGCGUGGCCAUCAUUUCUCCCGUUCUGCUUCCAGUUUGGCAUUGGGUAGGAUAGUCCGCAGUGUAAUCGCUAUCGUCGUCAACGACUUGCCUGGUGCUCGUCGCCUUGCCCAGGCGGCGAGUCACAUGUCUCAUCACAUUUGCACCAUAUGUACGCUGUAUGGGAAGGAUAAGCUGGGAGAUACGAACUACCACGCGUGGGCUAAGAUUCCCAACCAUCUCAUGCGAGCGAGUGCCUUACAAUGGCGAGAUGCAACAAAUGAAGAAACUCGGAAAGACAUCUUCGAUAAUUACGGGGUGCGAUGGUCAGAACUAUGGCGACUGCCAUAUUGGAAUAUCACCCGACAACUGGCACCCGAGCCCAUGCAUGCGUUAUUUUCAGGACUGGCGGAACAUUUCGUAUGCGAUGCAGUGGGC
Molecule: messenger RNA, 570 nt
Organism: Gloeophyllum trabeum ATCC 11539
Lineage: Eukaryota; Fungi; Basidiomycota; Agaricomycetes; Gloeophyllales; Gloeophyllaceae
Exons: 1
Source: RefSeq, a predicted model, not a curated record